This is a messenger RNA of Lotus japonicus, 3678 nucleotides long. RefSeq names its product protein MAINTENANCE OF MERISTEMS-like. Lineage: Eukaryota; Viridiplantae; Streptophyta; Magnoliopsida; Fabales; Fabaceae. The transcript has 5 exons. The record is from RefSeq and is a predicted model, not a curated record. Gene Ontology annotation, biological process: meristem development; meristem maintenance. The coding region runs from base 1468 to 3351 and encodes 627 amino acids.
UCCCUGACCGGAAAAAUUUGUGGAUUUAAUCCCUCUCUUUAAAAAAUGUUUGGAGCCAGUCCCUGCCGGAGCUUGGAGCUCCGGCGAGUGAUGAUGUAGCGUGCUGACUGUGUAAAUGAAGCUGACAUGGCACCCAAAAUUUUUUUUUAAUAAAAUUAAUUUACACAUAUGAUAAUUAAAACAAAUUCCCCCCAAAAUUAACCCAAAUUCCCCCAAAUUAACCCAGAACCUAAAUCAUCUUCUAAACCCAUUUCACCUUUCUUCCCCAAUUUCCUCUGUCCUCUCUUCUUCUUCACCACCCCAACAGCCACCACCACCAACAAAGUCCCUUGCUCUGGACGGAGCUGAUGUCGCCAGAGCCGAGGCGGCGGGAGAAUCGUUAACCGGAGAGGACGAUGCGGCAGUUGGGGGACUCCGACCAGAUCUUGUGGAUGGUGUCCCACCGGGAGUCAGAGGAGGGCGCGUGGGGCUUGGCGGAGGCGGGUGGAGCGAGGUGGCGGAGGAAGAGCCUGUUAGGGUGGUUGUUUCAGUCCUUUUUUUGGAACCUCUGUAAUAGGCUGGGAGGUGUAUAACAGAUCUGGUUGUGAGGGACCUUGAAGCAUUGUCAGAUACAGAUUUCUAAGGAGAGAAAUUUCUCCAAUGGUACAGAAGCCGAGACCCAUGGAUCUAGUUCUAUUCUCAAAUGUUUCUGCUUCAUUUCUAUCAAGAACUCGCAGUGCAACGGAUGCAGUAGUACAACAAACUCGUACGUAGCAAGAAGAGGCCUGAUUUUCUUGUUCAGCUUUUCAAUGGAUCCCCACUAAGAACAUAGAUUAUUGGACCUUUUGUGGGGGAGAAAAACUUCACUAGUGAGUUUGUCUCCUCCUAAAUUGUAGGCACCUUCAAUUACAAUACAAGUUUGUCCAAUCCAAUUUUGCAGAGAUGCUGUUCUGAUCAGUUUCAGUAGAUUAUUAUAACUUAAUUAUGAGUUUCUCCAAUAUUCAACGGGAGUUGGGUUUGGGGCCCCCUAUGGGGCUCCCCGCCCCACUUAAAGUGGGGAAAUUACUGGAACGCCCCCCUUUAAUAGAAUACGGAAGAAACAUUUCCGUAUUCAAUACGGAAGUCUUAUAUCCGUACUAUAUUAGUAUGUAAACCGGCAAGGGUUUAUUCAAACCCAUUUCAAACUUCAUUCCGUAUUUUGCCAAGCUCUUCUCCCCUCUUCAACCUUCGAUCUCUGUCGCUCCCCUUGCUUGAACCGUGUACUUGAAAGGUUCCAUCAUCUCCAUCAAAGCUCUUCACAACCCCAUUCUCAGAAUUGAAACCUAGAGUGAGAAUGAAGAACAGAAAGAGGUCUCAUGCUUCUAGUGAGGAUGUCGGGGCUACUGAGGAUAGACACCGGCGGUUACAUGCUUCUAGCCGGCGCGGCGAUCAUGCUGCAACCUCUCAGGCGGUGGAGGCUUCAGCUCCAGUUUUUCUCCGCCGUCUCCCAUGAUUGAGGUUCCUCUGGUUGAUUAUCCGCCGUCUCCCACGGUUGAGAUACCUACAGUUGAUUCUCCGCCCUCUCCCAUGGUUGAGUCAUCAGGCGAGGAGUCCUCAGGCGAGGAGUCUUCCGGCGAGGAGUCAUCAGGCGAAGCCUCAUCCGGCAUGGGAGGAUCUGACGAGGAUAGUAUUCCUCCGCCUACUGUUGAUGCUGAUGUCCUGCCGCCAGAGCAGGGGGCACAGGGUGGCGAGGAGGACCUGAUCCAGAGGUUGCCGCCGUUUCCGGGGGGGCCUGUUGAGCUAUCGCUCCUCACCCAUUAUGCUGAUCACAAGGCUCCCUGGGCGUGGCAUGCACUCCUACGCACAGACGAGCGGUAUGUGGACCGUCGACAGUUGAAGGUGGCCACAGCUGGGGGGAAGGUUUGGAACCUUGCUUGUGAUGGUGAUUCAGACAGUCACAGGCGGGUUCGAGAGUUGAUUGAGCAGACGGGUCUUCAUCAGCUACCCUAUUGCAGCUACCCGGUGACAGAUGCAGGCCUUAUUUUGGCCCUUGUGGAGCGAUGGCAUGAGGAGACUAGUAGCUUCCACAUGUCGUUCGGGGAGAUGACUAUCACCUUGGACGACGUGUCGGCUCUUCUCCAUCUCCCCAUGGGGUCGAGGUUCUAUACGCCUGGGAGGGGGGAGAGGGACGAGUGUGCAGCGCUCUGUGCUCAGUUGAUGGGAGGAUCUGUUGGUAUUUAUGAGGCUGAGUUUGAUACGAAUAGGUCCCAGACUAUUCGCUUUGGGGUCUUGCAGACCCGGUAUGAGGCUGCGUUGGCGGAGCACCGAUAUGAGGACGCUGCACGGAUUUGGCUGGUGAACCAGCUAGGCGCCACGCUCUUUGCUAGCAAGAGCGGAGGCUACCAUACGACCGUCUACUGGAUAGGGAUGUUGGAGGAUCUUGGUCGAGUGUGCGAGUACGCGUGGGGCGCGAUUGCGCUCGCUACGCUAUACGACCAGCUUAGUCGAGCGUCCAGGAGGGGGACGGCCCAGAUGGGAGGUUUUAGCUCGCUCCUGCUAGAAUGGGUCUACGAGUACCUUUCUGACCGCGUCAUUAUCCGUAGGGCGGAUCCGGAGUACUCGCAAGACCAGCCUAGGGCGCGGCGGUGGGCUAUGUCCCGGGUCGGGCAUGCAGGCCUUGAUGAGAGGCGAGUCAUGCUCGAUGAGCUGACGGUGGAUGACAUUAUAUGGACCCCAUUUGAGGACCAUCGGGCUCAUCGACCACGGGAUCCGAGGGCCAUGUAUUCUCGCUACAUCCGGUCGCCAUUUGGCCGUGUUGUUCGACGGCAUCUACCAGAGAGGGUUCUGCGCCAGUUUGGCUUCAUACAGGAUGUCCCUCGACACCCCUCUGAGAUCCAGACGUCUGGGUCCCUUGCUGAGACCGCAGAUGCUGCCUUUGCUGAGUUUGCGCCGCACCUUCGCCCUCAGGGGAUCCCCGCUACAUAUCCGGGAGAGGCUGUGGAGGAUUACAUGAGGUGGUACAGCGCUGUGUCCCAUCGGUUCAUCAUCCCUGAUGAUAGGAGGGAGGAGUUCAGUGCGGUGACUGUUAUGCGUCGGGCCGUGGACUUGUUGGAGCAGUCACUCGAGGUGUCAGAUGCUCCUGCAGAGGGCACGCAUUCCCGAUCCCUCACUGAGAGGGCGCUGGAUCUUAUUAGAUCCAAUGCCUUCAUUGGUACCCAGGGGGUAGCCUUUGCUGCUGUCCGAGGAGCUAGAGCUGCAGGAGGCAGAGGUCGUGGAGACAGAGCGCGUGGAGGCAGAGGCCGUGGAGAGGGUGCUCCUGCAGAGGGUGCACGUGGAGGCAGAGCCCGUGGACCUAGAGGUCGUAGAGGGGCCGGUAGGGGUCGGGGCGAGUGAUUGACUGUAUAUUUGUAUAUUUGUAUAUAAAUCUGAGAUAUGGUAGUCAAGUUUGAAGGAUUGUUUUCCUUCAAAGUCAACAACAUCUUUCUCGGUGGAACCCAACUCCUUGUCAUUUUUUCCACUUGCUCCUUCUCUCCGGGUUUUAGACGACCAACAAAAUUGUGCCCAAGUAGUGACCUAGCUGGUUCAUGGUUGUGUAUACCUUCCAUCACCUUUAGCCGCCAAUCUCUAUCUAUGUCAUUUUUCCUAGGUCGUCCUUUUAGUCUAAAAGGACAACCUGUCUUUUGUGAUCUCGUCCCUUCAACAAGGUCAGGGUCUCUAUAA